Mytilus trossulus (common blue mussel) is the source of this 1122-nucleotide messenger RNA. RefSeq lists its product as uncharacterized. Bases 1 to 1122 code for a protein of 373 amino acids. NCBI's taxonomy places the organism in Eukaryota, Metazoa, Mollusca, Bivalvia, Mytilida, Mytilidae. The record is from RefSeq and is a predicted model, not a curated record. The transcript is spliced from 3 exons.
AUGAAUGAUGUAGUCCCAGUAGGUGUUCAAAUAGGAGAAAAAGUCGUCUUGAAAUGUUGCGGCUCUGGAAAUGCAAGAUCCUGGCUAGGCCCAGCUUUCAACAAUGCAUCGACAGAAAGUAUUGUUUAUUUUUCAAACAAUAACAAAAACCCAAAACUAAACCGGUCACAAUACUUCAUUCAGAGUAAUGACAGAAACUAUGAUUUGAAUAUCUUUAAUUUUCGACAAGAGAAUACUGGUUUUUAUGUAUGCAGAUUUGUAAAUAAUGGAGGAUUUCACGAGACUAAGUUUAACGUCUCUUUGAAAGAUACGUCACCGAGUAGAACAAUAAUGUACGACGAAGGAAGCAAUUCUGUUUUAAAUGCUACUACAGAUUGGGAAACAAACGCAACACAAAUGACAGAAGAUAUUCCUUGUUCAUGUACUUCGACAAUGAAUAAUGACUUUUGGAAGUUAUCAGGUAGUUUUAUAGGAGGCAUUCUUGUAUGUCUAAUCUGUUCAAAUAUUUAUUGUUACAAAACACGUAAGAAAGCAUCGGAGGAUUUCUUGGACGUUCCUCGAGAGGUUCAGUAUGAUGAAAUAGGCAUCAUUGACUAUAAUGUUGUUAACAUUGAGACCUUGCGUGACGAUACAAGAUGCCGAACGUCUGUAAUGAAUUUCUCUAGGACCUACAUUGAUACAAGUUCUACCAAAUCACCAACUUUAAGCUACAGUUCUACCAGUGACUCAUUAUCAAGGAAAACAGAAGGAUCUGAAAAUACAUACCAAUCAAUAAACCUGGAUCAAAAUCCUACUCAGGAACAUAGAAAGAAUGCUGGAAAUACCAUGCCAUCAGCUAGUGUCUAUGACAUUGAUACACAUUCAAUCCAAUCAGCAACUUCAAGCAUCAGUUCUACCAAUGACUCAUUAUCAAGGAAAACAGAUGGAUCUGAAAAAACAUACGAACCAAUAAACUUAGCUCAAAAUCAUAUUCAUGAAUUAAAGACAUGUAACGUUAGCACCACAACUUUAACUAGCGUAUAUGCAAAUACUGUGGUUUUCCCUAUUACAAGUCAAACAAUGAAAGGUGAUCAGGGUGAUAGAGCACCAUGGCUAUUUAUCUACAAUCGCAUAGAAAAUUGA